AUUCCAUCCCAAUUCCCAUUCCAAAUCGCCAACCAUGGCUCUCCGUCUUCACCAUCUACCCCUCCUCCUCCUGCUCACCGCCCUCCUACCCACCGCCUCCGCCACCCACUCGCCGGAGAGCGCCACCUCGUACAGCCACCACCAUUACCCGACGGGCACCGCCACAGCCCAUUUCCACCCCGUCCAUGGCGCGGCGCCUUCCAUGCAUCAAAACCAUCUCGAAACCGAGAGCCAGCCUCUGCUCGCCGUGGAACCCGCCGUCGCCGACGCGCAGACAACGGCCCGUCCUCCUCUGCUCGUGCCAGUGCCACCCCAAGCCGCGGCGCCCUCACCGCCUCCCACGUCCGUCGCGCGGCCGGAUCUGGCGGCCUCCCGUUCCGAGGCAACGCCGCAGCCGCGAGAGGGGUCAGCGACUGCAACGGCGACGACGCUACCGAACCAGAGUACGCUACCGAGUCCACCGCCUCCCGUCCAAGCCGGCGCCGCAGCUGGGGAAGUGGUGGUCUCCGACAGCGAGCAGGGUCUGCAUCAGCUCUCGAGGGCCCUUGCUUCGCUAGGGUACCAGGAGAUGGCGGCUGCGGCGGGAGCGCUCCUCGUCAACUCGCCGCUGUUCGCGAAGUGGCCCGGGCCGAUGACAGUCUUCGCCGCUCCCGACGCCUUCCUCCAGGCCUCCUGCCCCACUUGCUCGCGUCGAGACCUGCUCAUCCACCACAUCGCCAUGGGCUAUUAUCCCUACUCCGAGCUCGCGGCCGCUGCCAUGGUGAAGAUCCCUUCUGCCUCCGUCAACUUCUGCAUCAACAUCGUUUCAGAAGGUGGCCCCUUCGACACCGGCCUCGCCAGGAUCUACGCCGAGGACGUGGAGGUCUCGCAUCCCGACCUCUACAACGACGGCCUCUACGUCGUCCAUGGCUUGGUCGGCUUCCUGCGCCCGCUCACGCACUCCUGCUUCGACGGCCCGCACCCGCACCAUCGCCGCUCCCUUGCGGGGCGAUCUUCUGGUGGCACGCUCGUGCGCGAGGCUAUCGCCCGCCUACGACGACGAGGCUUCGGCGUUGUGGCGAUCGCCCUCCGGCUCCAGUUCACAGAGCUUCAGAGGUUCGCGAAUCUUACAGUUUUCGCACUCGAGGACCAGGCCAUUUUCGCAAGGGGAGGGCACGACUACGUCUCGUCGGUGCGUUUUCACAUCGUUCUCAAGCAUCGACUCACCCGCGCCGAGCUACUUCGUCUCCGGCCCGGCACAAUUCUCCCCACCCUGGCUGGCGAGGACCAGAGCCUCGUCAUCACGCACGGCGCCGGUGAGAAUGUCUUCGUCAAUUACAUACACAUCAAGGAGUCGGAUGUGGUGGUCAACUCUCGUAUUGCCGUGCAUGGCAUCGAGUCACCUUUGCUGCACCUCAACGGAGAGCUGCACAGCGGCGGCGCGGCCGAGCCAAAUCUGAAGAAGAGGUUCACGCUGCAUGAUUCACAGCGGCCGGCAGAGCAAGGUUGGGCACGGGACCGGGGAGUGCCACUGUAUUGGGCCGUUGUUGGGGCUGCAGUGGCGGCCAUGGCAGGCGUUGCCGGAGCCGGUAGCUGGUUUCGGUGGGUCAAAGGCAAGGAUGGUAAGCGGAUUUAUCUUGCACAAGCGGCCAUGGAGGCAACUUACAAUGCCAAAUACGGGCGGAGAGACCUGAUGGCAGAGCUUGAGGAGCAGAAGAAGAGACUUUGCGCUAUAUGCAGUGACGAAGCCUUCGAUUGGACCGCCACCUGCUGCGAUGUGAAGUUCUGCUGUUUAUGUCUGGGCACAGCAUAUGUUAAGCGUCAUAAUGCGCUCUACGCACCCGGGCCCUGUGUGAGGGAGGGCAGCCUUCUUCCAUCUCUUCGUGUGAAGCUGCAUCCUGACCUUCCAGGUAUGUACAUGGAAUCCGAGACGAGAGUGAAAGCAGAGUUCGAGAAAGCGCUUGACCAGAAGGAUGUUCAUGAUGAGUUCGUGAUGAAGAGGGUGUACACUUCUCAUGAAGAUGUUUUGGCAAAGAUGGCGCCCCAGAGAAUCUUGGUCUAUAGCCGGGAAGGUAACAGUGAGAUUAUCCAUCAACUCAACCUGGGCAGGACCAACAUCACCUGAGAAGCAAAUCAACUCCAGCUUCUUUCCGCUUGAAACUUGGUCAGAUUUGAAGGAUGUGGCUCUGUUACACUAUUCUCAGCUUGGGCGAACAUGCAGGAGUUGAUUUGCUUCUCAGGUGAAACUUGGUCAGAUUUGAAGGAUGUGGUUCUGCGACUUAUCUUACUACAUGUCACUUUAUGUGUCAUUUUCGUUUCUGCAUGCACGAGCAAGUGUUAAGCUCGUUCAGUUUGCUUCUAGGCUGUAAUGUGUUGCUCAGUUGUUGAGUUUUGUUUAGAACACAUACGUUUGUUUAGGCACGGAUGCCCUGAGUUAGCAAACCCGUGACACUUUUUUUGAGGCGAGAAAACCUGUGACACUUGUCCGUGUGUAUUCUAGUCACUCGUUCACUACACUACUGUAUUUUGCACCAUGGAUUA
Hordeum vulgare subsp. vulgare (domesticated barley) is the source of this 2520-nucleotide messenger RNA. RefSeq lists its product as uncharacterized. The transcript has a single exon. Bases 35 to 2104 code for a protein of 689 amino acids. The record is from RefSeq and is a predicted model, not a curated record. Lineage: Eukaryota; Viridiplantae; Streptophyta; Magnoliopsida; Poales; Poaceae.